AUGGCUCCAUCGUCGCCAGUGCUGCUCCUUCCACUGCUGCUCGCCGCCGCGGCGGCGUUAACGUUGGCGCCGCGGCCAAGCUCGGCCGUGGACCCGGUAAGCACGUACUGCGCGAAGAACUUCACGAGCGCGCAGACGCAGGCGAGCAUCAGCGCGGUCCUCGCCACGCUGGUGCCGCGCGCCUCGGCCACGUACUACUCGACGGCGACGUCCGGCAGCGGCAGCUCCACGAUCUGGGGCCUGGCGCAGUGCCGCGGCGACAUCCCGUCGUCCGACUGCGCGCGCUGCCUGGCUGCGGCGGCGCGGCAGGUGGCGGCGUCGUGCCGGGGACAGGCGGACGCGCGGGUCUGGUACGACUACUGCUUCCUCCGCUACGACGACACCGACUUCCUGGGCCUGCCGGACACCGGGUACACGAUCAUCCUCAUCAACACCAUGAACGCCACCGGCGACCUGGCCGCGUUCGACCGCGCCGAGCGGAGGCUCAUGGCGCGCGUCGCGGAGGAGGCAGGUGACCCCGCGAGCGCCGGACUCGCCAGGGAGACGGCGAAGUUUGGGUCGGACGGGACUACCAUCUACGGGCUCGGGUGGUGCACCAGGGACAUCACCGCCGCCGACUGCGGGCUCUGCGUGGCGCAGGCGGUGGCGGAGCUCCCCAACUACUGCCGCUUCCGGAGGGGAUGCCGCGUGCUCUACAGCAGCUGCAUGGCACGCUACGAGACCUACCCCUUCUUCUUCCCGGUCACCGGCGCCGACGAUGACGCGGACGCCUCCUCCUCCCACGCCGGCGAGUACGAGACUGUCAUCUUGAACCACAAGUAG
Miscanthus lutarioriparius is the source of this 822-nucleotide messenger RNA. NCBI's taxonomy places the organism in Eukaryota, Viridiplantae, Streptophyta, Magnoliopsida, Poales, Poaceae. The record is from the annotation of a GenBank genome assembly.